Gasterosteus aculeatus aculeatus (three-spined stickleback) is the source of this 2081-nucleotide messenger RNA. Lineage: Eukaryota; Metazoa; Chordata; Actinopteri; Perciformes; Gasterosteidae. The record is from RefSeq and is a predicted model, not a curated record.
CCUGCUGUCACUCAAGGGCCCCGGCCAAUCCAACCAAACCCUGACCAAACCAGCACCCCCGCUGCCAAAUGUGCCAUACGAGAGGAAGGUAGCUGCUGCUGAGAAAGCUGUACGAAUGUGGACACCCAGUGGAGAGAUACGAUCCUGUUUUGUGCUGGAAGAAGGAGAGAAUUUCACUUUUGCAUUCCCCCUAUUUGCCGGCGGUUUUCCUAUUUGCAUCUGAAGUGCGAGCCAUCGUUAGUGGCGUCCCAGUGGAAUGGAGGUAAGCAUGUUCCUCAACACGCUGACGCCCAAGUUCUACGUGGCUUUGACGGGCACUUCCUCCCUCAUAUCAGGACUCAUAUUGAUAUUUGAGUGGUGGUAUUUUAGGAAGUAUGGGACCUCCUUCAUAGAGCAGGUGUCUGUGAGCCACCUGCGCCCACUGCUGGGCGGGGUGGACAGCAGCACCCCCAACACCAGCAACGGAGAGGCCAACGAUUCCAACCGACAGAGUGUGUCCGAAUGUAAAGUGUGGAGAAAUCCGCUGAAUUUAUUUCGUGGAGCCGAAUACAAUCGGUACACGUGGGUGACUGGUCGAGAGCCGCUGACCUACUACGACAUGAACCUCUCGGCACAAGACCACCAGACCUUCUUCACCUGCGACUCGGACCACCUGCGGCCCACCGACGCCAUCAUGCAGAAGGCCUGGAGAGAGAGGAACCCACAGGCUCGCAUCUCCGCCGCGCACGAGGCUCUGGAGCUGGAGGACUGUGCCACGGCCUUUAUCCUGUUGGCGGAGGAAGAGGCCACGACCAUCAUGAAGACCGAGCGUCUCUUCAAGCAGGCGCUGAAGGCCGGAGACGGCUGCUACCGCCGCAGCCAACAGCUGCAGCACCACGGCGCGCAGUACGAGGCCCAGCACAGAAGAGACACCAACGUGUUGGUGUACAUAAAGAGAAGACUGGCCAUGUGCUCCAGAAAGCUCGGCCGCACACGAGAAGCUGUUAAAAUGAUGAGAGAUUUGUGUGUUUUCCAGUUAAUGAAGGAGUUCCCUCUCCUCAGUAUGUUCAACAUCCACGAGAACCUGCUGGAGUCACUGCUGGAGCUCCAGAACUACGCCGACGUCCAGGCCGUUCUGGCCAAGUACGACGAUAUUAGCUUACCCAAAUCCGCCACAAUAUGCUACACAGCAGCCUUGCUCAAAGCCAGGGCGGUGUCAGACAAAUUCUCUCCAGAGGCAGCAUCCAGACGAGGGCUGAGCACAGCAGAGAUGAACGCAAUAGAAGCCAUCCACAGAGCGGUAGAGUUCAACCCCCACGUGCCGAAAUAUCUGCUGGAGAUGAAGAGUCUGAUUCUUCCUCCAGAACACAUCCUGAAGAGAGGAGACAGCGAGGCCAUCGCCUACGCCUUCUUCCACCUGCAGCACUGGAAGAGGGUGGAGGGGGCGCUCAACCUGCUGCACUGCACCUGGGGGGGCACGUUCAGAAUGAUCCCGUAUCCUCUGGAGAAAGGUCACCUGUUCUAUCCGUACCCCAUCUGCACAGAGACGGCCGACAGGGAGCUGCUACCCAAAGCAGUGUUUCACGAGGUGUCGGUCUACCCGAAGAAGGAGCUGCCCUUCUUCAUCCUCUUCACAGCCGGACUCUGCUCCUUCACCGCCAUGCUGGCUCUGCUCACACACCAGUUCCCCGAGCUCAUGGGGGUGUUCGCUAAGGCUUUCCUCAGCACGCUGUUCGCUCCUCUCAACUUCAUCAUGGAGAAGGUGGAGAGCAUCCUGCCGUCCAGCCUCUGGCACCAACUCACCCGCAUCUGACCCGGACCCAGGACCCCCUCCUGGACAGAGACCGCUGAACUGAUUGGCGCUGGAUUUGACCUGCGCCCCUCUGGUGGCCAAAGGAGCGCGCUCAGAACCGAACUGACAAAAGCCAAAACACUGGAAUCCAGAGUUGGUUUUGACUUUAAGCAUUUUUGGGGGGUUUCAAUCAUUCAAAGCUGUUCUUUUGUUGUACAAAAAAGAAAAAAAUGUGAUCAAUUGCCAUCAUUAGAAAAGUGAAAAAACAAAAAAUACAAUAAAGGACUUUUUGUGUUAUGCUGCAAGCUGG